Molecule: messenger RNA, 891 nt
Organism: Exserohilum turcica Et28A
Lineage: Eukaryota; Fungi; Ascomycota; Dothideomycetes; Pleosporales; Pleosporaceae
Exons: 3
Coding region: 1-891 (296 amino acids)
Molecular function (GO): oxidoreductase activity
Source: RefSeq, a predicted model, not a curated record
AUGAGCUCUCAUCUAAACGGAGACCUGAACAACACUUCGGCCGAGCGUACCCGAACCGAUAUUGCAAUCGACCCAGCAUACCGAGGCAUAUCGCUGGCCAUCCCUUCGUCUGAAGAUGACGUCGAUACAAGACAGAGAUACCGGCCUUUCAUCCUUCACCCCGAGACAACAGAGCAAGAUUGGAUUGCCCAGCUUGAACUAAGCACGGUCCUGAAGAUGGUGGAUAUGCAGGUCCUCCAGCAGGGAAAUGAUCGGCUGAGGGUCCUGGUCCUACAUGAAAGCAUGCGCCAAAGGUCCUACUCGCGCCUCCUAGCAUACGAAGCCAGUCGCAUUCUCUUUCGGCUUGGCUGCGACGUCCGCAUGUACGACCCGACUGGUCUACCGGUCAAGGACGAUGUGCAGCAUUCACACCCCAAAGUGCAAGAGCUGCGUGAGCUGAGUAAGUGGAGUGAUGGGCACAUUUGGGUCAGUCCUGAGCAGCAUGGCAACUUGACGGCAGUGUUCAAGAACCAGAUUGAUUGGAUUCCGCUCUCGACUGGCUCGGUCCGUCCAACCCAAGGGCGAACGCUUGCGAUUGCACAGGUAAAUGGCGGCUCGCAGUCCUUCAACACGGUUAACUCGUUGCGCAUACUGGGUCGGUGGAUGCGCAUGUUUACCAUUCCAAACCAAAGCUCCAUUCCCAUGGCAUACAAGCAGUUCACCGAGGAGGAGGCUGGCAGUAGACUGAUGCCAAGUGGAAAUCGAGACCGACUCGUUGAUUGCAUGGAGGAGUUUGUCAAGUACACAAUCGUAAUGAGGCCCCAUUUUGACCUGUUUGGGGACCGCUACAGCGAGAGGGAAGAGAAGCGAGUGAAGCAGGAGAAGGAAGAGAAGAAGCCGGCUGCGGAAUAG